UUUCAAAAGUUUGAUACAACUUCGAAGAACUUGUAAAGAAUGGAAUAAUCUAAUUCCAGCAGCUUGUAAGGAUGAAGUCUGGGAAUUUUAUAAAAAAUGGAAAUUUCUACGGGAUAAACAAGAUCCAUUAUAUGAAGAUCUAAUUCCUUGCAAAAGUUUCGAUUAUUUUAAAUUUAAAUUUAGAGAUGAUAAAUAUUUAGUUCCUGAUGAAAAGGAUAUUCAAAGAUUUUCAUCAGAACCAUUUAGGAAACAAAAAAUUACAGUUGAUGGAGACAUUUGGUCAUUGUUUACAGAAUGGCAUUCUAAACCAUCUUCAUAUUGUUUAUAUGAAGAAGUUGUAGUAUUAAAGAAAAUUAAACAUCUUUUGUCACCAGCUCGUGUUAUCUUUGAAGAUAUAGAUGAACUGAAAAAAAAAGCGAAGUUAUCAAGGAAAAUAAAAGAUAAAUAA
Messenger RNA from Scutellospora calospora, 448 nucleotides. The record is from the annotation of a GenBank genome assembly. Lineage: Eukaryota; Fungi; Glomeromycota; Glomeromycetes; Diversisporales; Gigasporaceae.